GUCGCCCUUCGCGGGCGCCGUCUCCUCCCCCUGGCGCUACUGUAGGACGUCGGCUGCGGCGGGCGCGCGCUGGGUGGCCUUUGGCAGGUAUAUAAAGGGUCUCCGGGCCGGUGCCCCUGGCGGAUUAUGUCAGUGUCCCCCGUGAAGCGGCCGAAGAUGGAGUCCGCGCUGGAGCAGCUUAAGCAGCACACCACGGUGGUGGCGGACACCGGCGACUUCCAUGCAAUUGAUCAGUACAAGCCUCUGGAUGCUACUACAAACCCAUCCUUGAUACUAGCUGCAGCUCAAAUGCCAGCUUACCAGGAAUUAGUAGAGGAUGCUAUUGAGUAUGGAAAAAAACUUGGUGGGUCAGAAGACGAACAGGUCCAAAAUGCAAGUGACAAACUUUUUGUGUUGUUUGGGGCAGAAAUACUGAAGAGGAUACCAGGUCGUGUGUCCACAGAAGUAGAUGCAAGGUUGUCCUUUGAUAAGGAAGGAAUGAUUAAGAGAGCUAAGCGCCUCAUUGACCUUUAUAAGGAAGCAGGAAUUGGUAAAGAUCGCAUUCUCAUAAAACUGUCAUCAACGUGGGAGGGGAUUCAGGCAGGCAAGGUUCUGGAAGAAGAGUAUGGAAUCCAUUGCAACAUGACCUUACUCUUCUCCUUUGCUCAGGCAGUGGCCUGUGCUGAAGCUGGGGUCACCCUAAUUUCCCCCUUUGUAGGGCGUAUCCUGGAUUGGCAUGUUGCAAACACAGACAAGAAGACUUUUGAGCCCUCAGAGGACCCAGGGGUGAAGAGUGUCACUAAAAUCUAUAAUUACUACAAAAAGUUUGGCUACAAAACUAUUGUGAUGGGUGCUUCAUUCCGAAACACUGGGGAGAUUAAAGCACUGACAGGCUGUGACUAUCUUACCAUUUCACCUAAGCUUCUGGGAGAGCUCAGUAAAGAGAACACCAAGCUAACUCCCACACUCAGUGCUAAAGAUGCUCAGACAUCUAACCUUGAGAAGAUUCACAUGGAUGAGAAGACAUUCCGCUGGGAACAUAAUGAAGACCAAAUGGCUGUGGAGAAAUUAUCAGAUGGGAUCAGGAAAUUUGCUGCUGAUGCAGUUAAAUUGGAGAGAAUGUUGAAGGAACGAAUGUUCAGUACUAAAAAUGGAAAGUAGAGAAACCAAAAUUCCUGCUGUAUUGUGGAGACUGAGUGGAAUUAUUAAAAAUGGAUAUACAAAUAUCUGUAUGUAAAGUCUUUUAUGCUGUGUAUGGAGAGUUCUGUAUUCCAUGCUUUUAUCAAUUUGCAAAGGGACAAGACUUUCAAUAUGUAGCAAUUUUGGCAAUGUAAUAAAAUACUUUAUGUAAUGAAUUUCA
Molecule: messenger RNA, 1339 nt
Organism: Gopherus evgoodei (Goodes thornscrub tortoise)
Lineage: Eukaryota; Metazoa; Chordata; Testudines; Testudinidae
Gene: TALDO1
Product: transaldolase 1
Exons: 8
Coding region: 127-1140 (337 amino acids)
Biological process (GO): pentose-phosphate shunt, non-oxidative branch; carbohydrate metabolic process; pentose-phosphate shunt
Cellular component (GO): intracellular anatomical structure; cytoplasm
Molecular function (GO): transaldolase activity
Source: RefSeq, a predicted model, not a curated record